GUUUUAUUUUUUUGGUUCUUCUUCGCUCUUUUUUUUGGAUGGAGGGGGCAAGGCAUCGAUUUCUUCGCGCGCGCCUGGAAGGGAUUAUUCAAGGGACGGAGUAGUAGAGUAGUGUCGCAGUUGACGAGGACGGAAGCAAGGAGUAGAAAUACGUUUGGCUGGCAGAGAGAUAGAUGACGGACCAGGAGGCCGCUGCGGCGCCCGUCCACGACGCGCCGUCGCCUGCUGCAGAGGACGGGCCGAGCUCGAACAAGCGGCCUCGCCUCUCGCCGCCGCCUCCAGGAGCAGAGACGGGAGCAGAAGCAGAGACGGAAGCACAAGCAGAGACAGGAGCCGAAGCAGAGGCAGGAGCAGGAGAGGAAACGAAGAAACAGCAACAGGCACAAGCAGAACCAAGAAAGAUGCAGACGGCGUCCGAAGCCGACGUGGGCAUCCUCGCCUACGUCGACGAGACGCUGGUCCCGAUCAAGGGCGGCGUCAUCAAGCAGAGGUUCUCCGACUUCCACGUCAACGAGGUGGCGCCCGGCGGGAGCGUGUGCCACAUCACGUCGCUGCUGCCGCCCGCCGCUGCCGAUGGCGGCGCCGGGCUGCGCGAGCACAUCGAGGCGCUCCAGGCCGAGGCGGCCGACACGACGGGCGACCUCGUGCAGCAGCGCCGGCAGCGCGAGGCGGCAGCGCGGGCAGAGCGGGAGGCGGCGGCGCAGCGGGAGCGGGAGCGCGUCUUUAGCUGGGAUGUCGCGCCCGACGACGAGGUAAAGCUUGUCGAGUGGAUCGGCGCCGAGGCCGUCGAGCAGCUCAAGAAGCUCUGGCUCGAGGGGCCCGACGGGUACAAGAAGGACGAGGUGGGGGAGGCAGAGGCAAAAGAGGACGAAACGAAGCCAGAGCAGGACGCGAGGGACAGCGACGACCGUGGUGGGCGAGGCGGUCGCGGUGGCCGCGGUGGCCGAGGUGGCCGAGGUGGCCGUGGUGGCGGAAGGGGCGGGCGCGCCGGUGCUGCUGCGCGAGACCCGCGCGUGGUGACCACAAAGCCCAUCCUCGUCAAGGAGGUGCGCUCCGAGGCGCACCAGCUCAUCCGCCGCGUGUUUGAGAACCGGCUGAUGUCCGACACAACGGAGCUUGCCCUUGCGCCGAGCGAGGUCAAGAGCAAGCCAGAAGGUGCUGCUGCCGACGACGACGACGAGCGCGCAAACGGCAAGCCGCAGGUGCAGAGCAUCAUCCGCAUACGCUGGUCCUCGUCCUCUUCUUCGUCUGGCGCACGAGACCAGCGCCGGUUCGACACGCGCCGCGGCGCACCGGGCGAGGCCAAGCCCGAGCCGCCGCCCUACAUCCACUUUCUGCUCCAAAAGACGAACCGGGACAGCCAGGAUGCGCUCAACAUCCUCGCGCGCGCCUUGGGACUCGGCAGGGGACCGGGUCAGAGCCAGGGAAAGAUGGUCAAGGAGCUCAGCAUCGCCGGCACAAAGGACAAGCGCGCGACGACGGUGCAGCGCGUCGCACUCCGCCGUGGCCGGCGCACCGUCGACGACGUCUGGAAGCUCAUCAACGGCGUGGGCAAGUCUGCGUCUGAUGGUGGCGGUGGACGAGGCGGCGGUGGUGGUGGUGGACGAGGUGGCCGUGGCGGCAAUCGAUUCGGACAGCAGCGCGAACGUGGCCUGCUCGAGGCCAUCACCACGCGCGGUGACCGCGGCCUGCGCAUCGGCCACCUCUCCUACCAGCCCGAGUCGCUGCACCUGGGCCAGCACGAGGGCAACGAAUUCCUCAUCACGCUCCGCAACGUCAAGGUCGAGCGCGAGGCCGACGUCGCCCGCGCGAUUGACGUGCUCAAGACCAAGGGGUUCAUCAACUACUUUGGCAUGCAGCGCUUCGGCACCUCGUCGGUCUCGACGCACACCGUCGGCAUCUCGCUCCUCCAGUCCGACUUCCGCCUCGCCGUCGCGCGCAUCAUGUCCCCUCGCCCCGGCGACACGCCAUACAUGACGGAAGCCCGCGAGCACUACCAGGCCGGCCGCAUCGCAAAGGCACUCGACAUGAUGCCGCUCGGCAACGUGCCCGAGCGCUGCAUCCUCCAGCGCAUGAAGACCGACGCCGUCACGGGGCCCGACGACGCCAGGGCCGACUGGCGCGCCAUCUUCAGCACCAUCCCACGCAACCUCCGCACCAUGUAUGUGCAUGCAUACCAGUCCUACAUCUGGAACCGCAUCGUGACGGAGCGCGUGCGGCGCUUUGGGGUCGCUGCGCCCGUCGUGGGCGAUGUCGUCCUCGUGGGAGAAGAAGGGGGCGAGCAGGGAGGCGACGACGAUGCAGAGGGAGAGGAUGAUAACGACGACGACGAGGGUCCAGCAGAAGAGCAGCAGGGAGGAGACGGCGAGGAUGGGAAACACGCCGUGGACAGCAAGCCGCGGGCCAAGCCGCCGCCGCCAGCGCUGCCCAAGGUCAAGCUGCUGGCGACGCAGGCCGACGCAGACCAGUACACGAUCCACGACGUCGUCAUGCCCUUACCCGGCUACGACGUCACGUUCCCCGCCGACUCGUGGCUCGGCCAGAUGUAUGCGUCGAUGCUUGCUGAAGACGGCCUCGUGCCCGCGAUGGUCGGCCACUCCAACGUGCCCGAGCUGCAGCUCAAAGGCGCCUACCGCAAGCUCCUCCAUCUCCCGCGCAACAUCGAGUACCGCCUGCUGCGCUACACCGACACCGAGGUCGCGCUGGCGCAGACGGACGAGGAGAAGAUCCUCGGCAUCGAGCAGCCCCUCGCCGAGCCGUUCGGCCAGGAAAAGAAGGCGUCCGACGAGGGCAGCAAAGACGAUGACGACGACGAAAAGAAAGACAGCUUCAUCGCGCUCCAGCUCCGCUUCACGCUCGGCACGGCGGCAUAUGCGACGAUGGCGCUGCGCGAGGUGCUCAAGCAGGACACGAGCGUGCAGGUGCAAAAGGACCUCACCGAGCGCGGCGAGGACCGCGCCUUUCGUGGCAGCGGCAGUCGCGGUGGUACCCGUGGCGGCUUCGGAGGUGGUGGAAGAAACCAAGAGGGCGCGGCGCUCAGCUGGAGGGCACGGCAGGCUGUAAAUGAGGUGCAGGCGGGCAAGGGAAAGGCGAUGCGCAGCUGGGGGCCUGCCAAGGCUGAAGGCGACACCGCAUCCAGCGAGGCGAAGCAGGCUAGCCAGGAUGCAGAGAUGGCUAACGCUGAGUAGGAGGGGGGCAUGAGAGAGCAGGCACAGGCACAAGUGGAUCAGCAGAGGGAUGGCAAGGCAGAAGUAGACAGGCAGAAGGAGUCUAGCAGAAGAAGAGCAAUCAUGUAUUACAGAGAAAAGCACACCGAUCAUGUGAAUGUCAAGAGGCCCGUCCGAGCAUCGGCCCGGUCGCGGUAGCCGACGAUC
This is a messenger RNA of Acaromyces ingoldii, 3374 nucleotides long. RefSeq names its product pseudouridine synthase. Gene Ontology annotation, biological process: pseudouridine synthesis. NCBI's taxonomy places the organism in Eukaryota, Fungi, Basidiomycota, Exobasidiomycetes, Exobasidiales, Cryptobasidiaceae. The transcript is spliced from 2 exons. Gene Ontology annotation, cellular component: nucleus. The record is from RefSeq and is a predicted model, not a curated record. Bases 174 to 3188 code for a protein of 1004 amino acids. Gene Ontology annotation, molecular function: pseudouridine synthase activity; RNA binding.